GCGUGGGCAGCGGCGCGCUGAGCUGGGGCUCCGCUGGGAGCGCGGCAGUGGGGUCCACAUUGCGCGGCAGUUGAGUGCCAGGCGGCUUCGGCGGGCGGGCGAGGGCCCAGCAGAGGUCUAGGGUGAGAUCUGCUUCGCUUUGGCUCACUGAGUCCUGUAAAGAGGUCCACAUGCUUCAGCUCACCCAUCUGUUCAGCCAGCGCUCACUGAGCAUCUGUUCUGUGCCAGGCCUUUCGUGGCUGGGCUGAGGCAUGAGCCCCCGGCUGUGUGGCUGGGCCCCUUAGCGCGUCGCUGGACAGAGCGUGCGCCCACACAUGGUGUGGCCCUGCAGUGACCGGUGACCGGAGCAGCCCGGGCUGCUGCCACGAUGAAGUUGUUGGUGGCCAAAAUCCUGUGCAUGGUGGGUGUGUUCUUCUUCAUGCUGCUCGGCUCCCUGCUCCCUGUGAAGAUUAUCGAGGCAGAUUUUGAGAAGGCCCAUCGCUCAAAGAAGGUCCUCUCACUCUGCAACACCUUCGGAGGCGGGGUCUUCCUGGCCACGUGCUUCAAUGCUUUACUGCCGGCCGUGAGGGAGAAGCUGCAGAAGGUCCUGAGCCUCGGGCACAUCAGCACCGACUACCCACUGGCCGAGACCAUCGUGCUGCUGGGCUUCUUCAUGACCGUGUUCCUGGAGCAGCUGGUCCUGACGUUCCGCAAGGAGAGGCCGGCCUUCAUCGACCUGGAGACGUUCAACGCCAGCUCAGACGCGGGCAGCGACUCGGAGUACGAGAGCCCCUUCAUGGGCGGCCCGCGGGGCCACGCGCUCUACGGGGCGCCCCACGCACACAGCCACGGGCUGAGUGUCCAGGAGCUGACGCGCUCCAGCCCGCUGCGGCUCCUCAGCCUGGUCUUCGCUCUGUCAGCCCACUCCAUCUUCGAGGGCCUGGCCCUGGGCCUGCAGGAGGAGGGGGAGAAGGUGAUGAGCCUGUUUGUGGGCGUGGCCAUCCACGAGACGCUGGUGGCCGUGGCCCUGGGCAUCAGCAUGGCCCGCAGCUCCAUGACCCUGAAGGACGCAGCCAAGCUGGCGGUCACCGUGAGCGCCAUGAUCCCGCUGGGCAUCAGCCUCGGCCUGGGCAUCCAGAGUGCCCAGGGCGUGCCUGGCAGCGUGGCCUCCGUGCUGCUGCAGGGCCUGGCAGGCGGCACCUUCCUCUUCGUCACCUUCUUUGAGAUCCUGGCCAAGGAGCUGGAGGAGAAGAGCGACCGGCUUCUCAAGGUCCUCUUCCUGGUGCUGGGCUACGCUGUCCUGGCCGGCCUGGUCUUCCUCAAGUGGUGAAGGCCCCGCCUCCACCGGCCGGAGCCCCGCCCCGGCCCCGCCUCCCCAAGGGAGCGAGCUCCGCCCAGAGCCGCUGUCCACGCACAGAGGUGCUGCCCAGGACUGGGCUGCGCCCUGGAUCCUACACCCCGAGCCUGGGGGCCCCGCUACAACUUUUACAAUUACUCCUCUUAAAAGUACUUACCAAA
Messenger RNA from Camelus dromedarius (Arabian camel), 1497 nucleotides. RefSeq names its product solute carrier family 39 member 3 (gene SLC39A3). The record is from RefSeq and is a predicted model, not a curated record. The transcript is spliced from 4 exons. Gene Ontology annotation, cellular component: plasma membrane. Bases 368 to 1309 code for a protein of 313 amino acids. Gene Ontology annotation, biological process: zinc ion transmembrane transport. Gene Ontology annotation, molecular function: zinc ion transmembrane transporter activity. NCBI's taxonomy places the organism in Eukaryota, Metazoa, Chordata, Mammalia, Artiodactyla, Camelidae.